Pelobates fuscus (common spadefoot toad) is the source of this 2655-nucleotide messenger RNA. It is a transcript of the gene MSH4, whose product is annotated as mutS homolog 4. NCBI's taxonomy places the organism in Eukaryota, Metazoa, Chordata, Amphibia, Anura, Pelobatidae. Gene Ontology annotation, molecular function: ATP binding; mismatched DNA binding; ATP-dependent DNA damage sensor activity. The transcript has 20 exons. Bases 1 to 2559 code for a protein of 852 amino acids. Gene Ontology annotation, biological process: mismatch repair; reciprocal meiotic recombination. The record is from RefSeq and is a predicted model, not a curated record. Gene Ontology annotation, cellular component: nucleus.
AUGACAGCGGAUGCUUAUUUUGGAGAUAAAAGUUCAUUUGGAGAAAAUAGAAGUGCCUUUAAUUUUACCAAUGUUACAAGUAGUUCUUCACACAGGGGUCCAGACUAUACCCACCCAGGACAAUCUACUGCUGGCUGCUGUACAAAACCCAAGUUUCAGACUCCACGCACUGGGUAUCCAGUUACAUCCUCGUCUUCAGUGUCUGCUCAACCAUCAUCCUCCAUCAUUGUAGCUGUUGUGGAAGGACGGGGACUAGCCAGAGGUGAAAUCGGAAUGGCUAGUCUGGAUUUAAAGAACCCCGAGGUUGUUUUAUCUCAGUUUGCAGACAACGCCAUAUAUGUGAAGGUAAUAACCAAACUCCAAAUGUUGUCACCUCUGGAAAUUCUAAUGUCAAAUACUGCCUGUGAUAAUGGUAGUUCAACUAAACUCUUUCGCCUGAUAACAGAAAACUUUAAGGAUGUGUCCUUUACUACUGUCCAAAGGAAAUAUUUUAAUGAAACUAAAGGUUUGGAAUAUAUUGAAAAAUUAUGUGCUCCCGAAUUCAGUACUGUCAUAAUGGAGGUUCAGUCCAAAUACUACUGCCUUGCUGCGGUGGCGGCAUUGUUCAAGUAUGUAGAAUUUAUUCAGAAUUCUGUUUAUGCUCCAAAAUCCCUCAAGAUUCGGUUUCAAGGAAGUGGGCAAACCGCUAUGAUAGAUUCUACAUCUGCACAAAACCUUGAACUCCUAGUUAACAUCAGAGAUUCCAGGAAUGGUCAUACCCUAUUUGCUGUUAUGAAUUAUACGAAAACCCCAGGAGGAAGCCGUAGACUUCGUUCCAGCAUUUUAGAGCCUCUUAUUGAUUUGGAAACUAUAAGUACCAGACUGGACUGUGUGCAGGAAUUUCUUGAGGAGGAGGACAUGUUUUUUAGCCUCCAAUCUGUACUUUCUAGGUUUCUGGAUACAGAACAUCUGCUUUCCAAUAUUGUUCAGAUUCCAAAGCAGGAUACGAGUAAAGCCGCAGAAGCGAAAAUAAGCUAUUUGAUUUCACUUAAGCACACCCUAGAACUGAUCGAGCCUUUAAAGGAGGCAUUAAAGAAUUGCAAGACACCACUUCUCAGAGCAUACUAUGCAUCAUUGGAAGAUAAAAGGUUUGACAUCAUUCUAGAAAAAAUUAAAGCUGUCAUUAAUGAUGACACAAGAUAUUCAAAAGGCUGUCUGAACAUGAGAACCCAGAAAUGCUAUGCAGUUAAACCAAAUAUCAAUGAAUUCCUUGACAUUGCUCGCAGAACAUAUGCAGAAAUAGUAGAUGACAUUGCUGGAAUGAUAUCACAGCUUUCUGAGAAGCACAGCCUGCCACUGAAAACCAGCUUUAGCACUGCCAGAGGAUUUUUUAUCCAAAUGAACGCUGAUGGAAAUGUGACGUCCACACUGACCCUUCCUACAGAAUUUGUAAAGGUGACUCGAAUUAAAAAUACAUACAGUUUUACAUCAGUCGACUUAAUCAAAAUGAACGAAAGAUGCCAAGAAUCUCUACGGGAAAUCUAUCACAUGUCAUAUCUAAUAGUAUGUAAACUGCUUAGUGAGAUCUAUGAACAUAUCCAUUGCCUUUAUAAAUUAGCAGAUACAGUUUCAAUGCUGGAUUUGCUGCUUUCCUUUGCUCAUGCUUGCACUCUCUCAGAUUACGUUCGCCCAGAAUUCACAGAUACAUUAGCAAUUAAACAAGGAUGGCAUCCAAUCCUGGAAAAAAUAUCUCUUGGGAAACCCAUCUGUAAUAACACUUACAUAACAGAAGGAAGUAACUUUCUGUUUUUAACUGGACCGAAUAUGAGUGGAAAAUCAACUUAUUUAAAGCAGAUAGCCCUGUGUCAGAUCAUGGCACAGAUUGGGUCCUUUGUGCCAGCUGAAUAUGCAAGCUUUCGGAUUGCAGAGCAGAUAUUCACAAGAAUUGGAAUGGAUGACGAUAUUGAAACCAAUUCUUCAACGUUCAUGAGAGAAAUGAAGGAGAUUACAUACAUUGUACAAAAUGCUAAUGAUAAAUCGCUCAUAAUCAUUGAUGAACUGGGAAGAGGAACUAGUACAGAGGAAGGAAUUGGUCUGUGUUACGCGAUCUGUGAAUACCUGCUGGGCAUAAAGGCAUUUACACUAUUUGCUACACAUUUUCUUGAACUGUGUCACCUUGGCACAUUAUACCCAAAUGUGGAGAAUUAUAAUUUUGAAGUGCAGCAUGUCAGAUCUAAAGGUGCCAGUGAUGAUUCCAUCUCCUACACGUACUUACUAUCAAAAGGACACACAAAGGAAAAGAACUAUGGUUUGAAAGCAGCAGAGCUUUCGUCCUUACCAGGGUCAAUCCUGAAAGAUGCGAAUGACAUUGCAAAUCAAGUAGCAGGUCGAAUCUUGCAAAAACAAACCAAAACCGCAGAGAGUGUCAAACAGAUGGCAGUUUAUCAUUUAGCUACAAGACUUAUACAAACAGCUCGAAACUCUUGCUUGGACCCAGACAGUUUGCGAACCUAUGUCAAACAUCUCAAGAAGAAUUACGAAUCUGAGUGCCUUGCUGUGGAGCACUUAACUGAAGAGUAGCAGCUGUAUUUACACUGUACACUACAGCCACGUCCAUGCCAUUGUAAACUUAGCUGUCCAAAUAGUUGUUCUUUGUUUUAUUACACAGCAACUACA